Messenger RNA from Hypanus sabinus (Atlantic stingray), 3781 nucleotides. Its product is annotated as interferon regulatory factor 3-like. Gene Ontology annotation, molecular function: DNA-binding transcription factor activity, RNA polymerase II-specific; protein binding; RNA polymerase II cis-regulatory region sequence-specific DNA binding. Gene Ontology annotation, cellular component: nucleus. Lineage: Eukaryota; Metazoa; Chordata; Chondrichthyes; Myliobatiformes; Dasyatidae. Gene Ontology annotation, biological process: regulation of transcription by RNA polymerase II; immune system process. The coding region runs from base 258 to 1706 and encodes 482 amino acids. The record is from RefSeq and is a predicted model, not a curated record. The transcript has 10 exons.
GAUAAGGUGGUCGUUCGGCCGGACGAUUCUGUCCUGGGGGAGUCCGUGCUUCCUUUUUCCUGCUUUACCCGUGGCUGGAGUAGACGCUUCGCUGUGAAAUGAAAUAGAAACCAAAGGCGCUCAUGUGAUUUCCUGGAAAGGGGCGGUGUGGCUGCCCGAAGCGCCGCCGCCCGCAGACUGAGGGGAGGGGACCGCCCUUCUAAUAAAAACCGCCGCUCGGGGUUGGGCUGUCCAUAGAGCUGCUCACACUCUCCUGGAUGGGGAAGCAAAGGAUGAGCCAACAGAAACCGCAGUUGCGACCAUGGCUGAUUGCGCAGAUCGACAGUGGCUGCUACCAGGGUCUUUGCUGGAUUAACGAGGAAAAGAACAUGUUCCGCAUACCUUGGAAACAUGCGUCCCGUCAGGACCUGUCGGAGGAUGACUACCGCAUCUUCAAGGACUGGGCUAUUGCUAGUGGGAAGUUCACCGGACAGGAUGCCAGUGACCCUCCCAAGUGGAAAACCAACUUCCGCUGUGCCCUCAACAGCAACGAUUCAUUCAAGAAGGUGGCUGACAACUCAAAGGACUCUUCUGAUCCACACAAAAUCUACUGUAUCGUGAACCACAACCCAGUUAUUGCCUCAGGGGUGCGCGUUGGAGCCGCAGAGACAGAUGAUGAACUGGACUCGAUCUUGUACUUCAGCCCCGAGACUGAGCCUGGACGGCCGGACUUUAACCUGCUGCCUGACCCCUACGCACAGGAACCUGUGGAAGAUGUGAUGCCGCACUUUGGGUUGAUGAGUUUGUCCGACAGUCCUCCGGACCAGCUGGAUCCUGGUGCUGGGUACCCACCAAACUUCUACAGCCAGACUGCAGUCCUUCCUGGCGUCAGUCAGCUGGCCCAAGGUACUGCCCCUCAGGAGGCAGCCAGCCAGAUCCCCACUCACGCCUCGUCACCAGAACAGCAAUGGGAGCCGGUGAUGAACCUGAGCCAGGAGGGACCACUGCACGUUCCUGCUCCAGUCAGCAGGCCGCCCCCCAACCAAGGAGCACUCUCGGGAGCAGAGGGCCAUCUGUCUCAACUCCCCAGUGACCUGGACAUCACUAUCUAUUACAGAGGCAGGCAGGUCCUCCAGACCACUGUCACCAACGCCAUUGGCUGCCGUCUCUACUUCCAGCAGGAGGAUGAGAGUUCUGCUCACUUGCAGCAGAUCCGAUUCCCAGGCACAGACGACAUUUCUGAUUACAAGCAGAAGGACUUCACUGACCGCUUGCUGAGCAACAUGGAGGGUGGUCUGCUGCUCUGGCACCGGGCCGGCGAUCUGAUGGCCAAACGGCUGGGCAAAUGCCAGGUCUUCUGGGCUAGCGGGGAUGUCGGCACCAGUGAUGAGUCCCAGAAACUCAACCGCGAUGUGAUGACCAGGAUCUUCUGUCUGAAGGAUUUCAUUCAGGGCAUAGUUCAGUUUACUGAGCAUAGAGUCAGGGCACCGCCAUGUGCUAUCUUCCUGUGCUUUGGUCAACACUUCGCGGGGAGUGAGCAAAGCAAGAAGCUCAUUCUGGUUAAGGUGGUCCCCAAAGUUUGUGAGUUCCUCACUGAGAUUGCUCACCAAGGCGGCGCCUCGUCACUGAACAGCGAGAAUGCCAGCUUGCAGAUCUCUAACGCAGCAUCAGUGGACAGCCUGUACGCCCUGCUCCAGGAGAUUGAAGACAUGGAGGUGGACCUGUAAUCAAGUUUAGAACUUGCCUCAGCACUGAGCCUGGGGCCACCAUUUUGUUACUGGUUCAGCGCCGGCCUCUGCUGUCCGCCAGCCGCCUUUGACUCUAGGGCAGGCCGGGAUGUGAGGGAGCUCUGCCUGAUCUACGUUCUGGAGGGUCAGCUCCCGAACCCCCCCCCCCCCCCCAGUCCCCUGCGGACUCCCUGCAACCCCUGGGCAGGCAGGCAGGUGUGUGAGGGAGCUCUGCGUUCUGCUGAACUUCUGUGUCUGCCCCACAGCUCCCUAGGGACCCUUGCAACCCUCUGGCAGUUGGCCUGCGCAGGUUCCCCUCUCACUGCUGUGGCAGUGCUGUUCUCCGGUGAGCUGUAUGGAUCAUUCAGAUGGUAAGAAGGGCAGUCUUGAUCCUCGCUUUGGCCUGAGCUUGCCCAGCUGUGCCACUUUGCCGACUGUGGUGCAGACAUUUUGCAGGAGACCAGCUUCGUCUCAUGUCUGUCUCUCCCGUGGAUGAUCUGGGCAAGAUCUGGAGCCUGGUGUGAGUUGACUGUCCACCAAGACCUACAGAGAUGGAAGUGGACACCUCGGUUCACAUUCCACCACUUUUCAAAACAUUUAUUAAAAUCCAGGAAGCAAAGUUUCCAGCAUCUCUUUAAUUCAACCAUCUGGUUUAAGGCUUUGAGCCUGCCUCUGUGACAGAGGGGAGGGGGGAGAUGAGCACGCUAUGGUGACAAGGGAUUUGUUAGACGAGUGGACGGGAGGUUCUGUGGGUGAGAACAAGAUUCCCGGAUGGUAUGUUGUCUCCUGGAUGUCAGGGCCCAGGAUAUCUCGGAUUGAGUAUUUUAAAAUGGAAGGGUGAACAGCCGAGGAUAUGGUCCAUGUAGGUACCAAAGAAAUGGGUAGAAGAGUGACGAGGUUCUGCUUAGGAGUUAGGUGCUAAAUUAAAGGACAGGACCUCCAGGGUUGUGAUCUCAGGAUUGCUACACGUGCCAUGUACUGGUGAGGCCAGAUCUGGGAAGAUUAUACAGUUUAACACGACUCUAGGGAGAUGGUGUAGGAGGGAGGGCGUAAGAUUUUUGGAUCAUUGUGCUCUCUUGCAGGGAAGGUGAGACCUGUACACAACCCUGAUCUGAAAGGGGACUGAUAACCUAGCAGGAAGGUUUCCUAAUGCUGCAUGGUAGGGUUUAACCUAGAGUUGCAGGGGGAUGGGAACCAGAUUGCCAGAACAGAUAGUGGAGAGGUUGAGAAGACAGAUUUGGUAAGACCGCAGACAAAGUCAGGAAUUGAAACGUUAAGCAUGGUGCGACCAGUGUCCUGAGCUGUGCGUAUUUCAAUUUGAAGAGUAUUUUAGGAAAGACGAGUGAGCUCGGGGCGCGGAUCGACAUCUGGAAUUAUGACAUUGUAGCUAUUAGUAAGACUUGGUUGUAGGAGGGGCAGGACUGGCAGCUCAAUAAUCCAUAGGAUCCAUUGUUUUAGACGUGACAGAGCAGGAGGGAUUAAAGGAGGAGGGGCGGUGUCACGGCAGUGUCCCAUUGGGACAGACUGGAGAGGUAUUAUGGGUGGAACUGAGAAAUAAGAAAGGUAGGACCAUGUUAAUGGGCUAUAUGACAGACCACCCAACAGUCCUAGGGAUUUAGAGGAACAAGUUUGUAGAGAGAUCACAGACUGUUGCAAGAAACAAGGUUGUUAUGGUAGGUGAUUUUUAACUUUUCACAUACUGACUGGGAAUCUCGUACUGUGUGUAAUGCCCUGGUAAAGGUUUCACUGCUAAUUAUUGUUAGAGAUGAGGCUGCUUUGGGAUGUGUGCCAUCCAAUCAGAAGAGAAAGCUGGGGAGCAGGUUUUUUUGCCUAACACUGGUAGGAGUCUUGAUCUUUGUUCUGCGAGAGAUGAGAGAACCGGUUGUAAGAUUUGAUCCGGAGGGGACUGUGAUUCGAUUGAUCCAAGGUGCGGGAGUCUGCUGGGGAUCGGUGAAUAUGAUUUCUGGAAGAUUAGAGGUCCAACCUGUGCACUGUUUAAUUAUAAUGUCCUUUUUUGUUUUUUUUUCUUUUCUCUAUUAUUUGGUUAAGUUAAUAUUCAUAAAUAUAUUUCCUUA